This is a messenger RNA of Malassezia restricta, 1341 nucleotides long. Its product is annotated as protein LSM14. Gene Ontology annotation, biological process: cytoplasmic stress granule assembly; P-body assembly. Gene Ontology annotation, cellular component: P-body. The transcript is spliced from 3 exons. The coding region runs from base 1 to 1341 and encodes 446 amino acids. Gene Ontology annotation, molecular function: mRNA binding. NCBI's taxonomy places the organism in Eukaryota, Fungi, Basidiomycota, Malasseziomycetes, Malasseziales, Malasseziaceae. The record is from RefSeq and is a predicted model, not a curated record.
AUGGCUAGUGCGGCCGCGCCCACUAGUGGUCAAGAUGAUUCAGCUGCAUCUUUCAUCGGAGCGCUGAUAUCGCUGACGUCACAUUCUAACAUACGAUACCAAGGUAUUUUAUCGAACAUUGAUGCUGCACAAGCUACUCUCUCGUUGGAGAAUGUACAUUCUUGGGGUACCGAGGGACGCUGUGCAGCUGCAGGUCAUCCACAGGACGAAGUUCCUAAGAAUGAUCAUGUGUAUGGAUAUAUCGUCUUUCGUGCUGCUGAUGUUGUGGAUCUAAGGAUUGAUGAUCCAUCCCCUAACAAGACUGGUGGCGCCGCUCCAGAAUCCACAAUGAACAAAUCUGAGACAUAUCCAACUAUUUCAGCUGGACUCCCUGAUCCUCAGUACAUGAUGCAAUAUCCAUACGCCCCUAUGGGUCCGUAUGGUCCAAUGUACCAGCCUAUGCCACAAAUGUAUGGUGGUUUUACCCAAGAAACGUAUCCUUUUCAUGGAGGUUAUAUGAUGCCACCAUACGUGAAUGCCCCUGUUUACCCGAUCAAUCAGGAUGCUGGUCUUGAUGUCCCGCCCCAUAUGCAGGGAAUUCCAUCUCAGCCACCCGUAUUGGGUGUCCAACCCAAAAGCCCUGCUCCCCCAUCAGCAGACACAAGUAUGCAACAGCAAAUUCCCGUUUCGAAUGAAGUACAGAAGAGCUCUGCUUAUCCAGGCCCUGAUCUUGAGAGUUUAACCGAAACUUCGAACGCCACUGGGCCGCUUUCGAAUCGUACAACUGAAAAGCCUCUGCCAACAAAUCGGCCGUCAUCCAUUAAUGAAGACCCAUCUGGACCAAAAGAUACGCCUGAGACAAAUGAUAUUUCCAAAACGAAUGUUUCCAUCGAUAAUACAGGGUCGGUUUCAUCACAAACGAAGCCGGUAGUGCAGGAGCGCAAACCAAAAACUGUUCCUGGAGCGGCACCUGGCGCUGUUGUGGCAUCACGCGAUCCCUCUGUGCCAGAAUCUGACUUUGAUUUUGAAAAGGCGAACUCACUUUUCAAAAAGCAUUCUGGGCCUGAUGCUGAGGAGCCGAGUAACAAUGACAGGAUCACGUCUGUUCCCUCUGCGCCUAGCAAAUCAUUUUAUGACAGGAAGACAGGCUUUUUUGACAACAUAAGCAGCGAAGUCAAGGAUCGCCAUGAGGGAGGUAAGCGGUCUGGUCGUGAAGGUCUCAUCGCCGAAGAAAAGGAACGCAAUGUUCUCACUUUUGGCGAUCAGGCUGCCAACUAUCGCGGCUCAAGUCGACGCGGACGUGGUCGCGGGGGGCGUGGCCGUGGCCGUGGACGUGGCGAGAAGCAACCCGCCUGGGCAUAG